AUGCUCCCAAAGGAGUCCAUUCCAUUGUUCCAAAUUGAUGUUGAACCUUAUGCUGCCAUAGUUGGCAUUAUAACUGUUCCAAGCUGGACGCUACUGACGAAAAACAGAGGAAACAACAAGGAAAAUGAAUCCUUGACCCUCCCAGUGACUGGUGGUGAUUACCGUCUUCGAAGCUCGAGUGACUACGUUACUGGCACAAGAGGUCCCGUCAGCAGGUGAUAUGAUGGUUCGAUUUGGAAAACGAUCUAUCUAGUUGCUGAUGGCUUUGUCGAUGAUCUCCAUAUUUCUUGCCCGUUGUCCUCGCUGCUGUCGCCGUCAUGAUGUUACACUUGCAGUCAUUUGCUGGUAUGACUAAAGUUCUUAUAUUGGUGCGCAAAUGUAUUCUAUUGCAUCAAUCGAUGUUUGUUGAGAAAAACGAAUCUGUGCAUCUUCGUACUCAGUAAAGAUUGCAUGCGUUCGCUU
Messenger RNA from Cylicocyclus nassatus, 462 nucleotides. NCBI's taxonomy places the organism in Eukaryota, Metazoa, Nematoda, Chromadorea, Rhabditida, Strongylidae. The record is from the annotation of a GenBank genome assembly.